CGCCGUUCGUUCGACGACUCCUUGGUUGCCAUGGCACGAAAGGGCCCUUUGGCGCGUUUGGUUGUCGCCUCCUUGGCUCUUGCGUUCUCCUCUUCGCGUUUGCUAUGCUUCCAUGCAUGCCGGACUCCAAGCACUUGCUCAACGGAGCUUACAGGUGGUCAUCGGGCUGUGGAGCCAAUCCCCAAAUCGCCCAAAGCCUGGCGCAAGGCGCUGCCCCAUGACGCCGUGCCGGUGCGGCAAUUCCUGCACUUGCACCGCUACCUGCAGAUCUGGAGGGUGCACUGGAUCGGUCCAGAGAACUUGGACCGUGCCGGGCUUCGUGUCACCGGAAUGGACACCUAUGCCAUUGUGGCCUCGGUCUUGCUGCAAGUCAUCACUGGGUUCUAUGGGUCUGUACCGGAGCCAGAUGAUACGGAUGAGCGCUUGAAGUACCCAAACCUGCACAGGCUGAUGUACGAAGGGCAGAUGAUCUUUGCUUCAGUGUCAGUGGUAUGUAGUACUUACACCAUGGUCAUGUUUCUACUCUGCAAGAUCUACUCUGUGAUGGCAUUAGGCAUGUACAAGGACGUGUCAUAUGACCUCUUCCAAGCCGCCACUGGAAGGUUUCGAUUGCGCGCGUUCUGGAGUCUGAUCAUUGCCAUGCAUAGCUUCUUGGUGUCCUUUGCGAUGAACCUCUUCACGCGUAUCAAGGGAAACAGAGGCCUGUGCUUCUUCUUCGUGGGCAUGAUGGGCAUCAUUCCGGUGGUCUAUGACUGGCAAAUCAUCUACCAAAUCGCGGAGAAGUACGUGUACAACUGAGAAAAAUUUCAGUGCGACGCCUCACCAGGGCUUGGGGAGCGGCGGGCCACGUCGUUCCUCGAUGAUAUGACAGGCAUAUGAUGUUUUCAGGAAUAAUUCAUGCACGGCUGCUUGAUUCUCACCAAA
This is a messenger RNA of Cladocopium goreaui, 924 nucleotides long. Lineage: Eukaryota; Dinophyceae; Suessiales; Symbiodiniaceae. The record is from the annotation of a GenBank genome assembly.